CUCCUCCUCCUCCUGGCCCCAGCACAUUGCUUGCAGUACUUUGCACAUGAGAGACAGUUGUCCUGUCUCAUCAGGGGAUCAGCCCAUAGACUAUGGAGAGAAUGGGGAGCCGGCAAGUGGCCACAAUGUACUUCACCUUGAAUUGCACAGUAUUGCACAAACAACCCAGGUGGACCCGGGUGGGAAGAGAGAGAAGCCAGGGAGCAGCCCAUCUCACACCAGUAGGGCUAGCAGAGAAGCAGAAGGGCCAGUGGUGGCCAAUGGGUGCAGGGAGUCCCCCGUGCCGCAGACAGUGCUCAGCCCUGAGCCCAGCAACUUGAGCUCACAGGAGAUGACACCCUGUGGGAGCAGCCAGCUCAGCAGCACCUGCCCAGCCAAAAGGAAGUUGCUGCCUGCUGGUGAGGCUAUGGCUGACUCCUGCUCUGAGGAUGAGAGCCUGUCCCCACCAGCAAGGAAGAAGAGGGUCCUGCCAUGCCAUCCUGUGCCCACAGCCUGCCGCAGCACGGAUGCUAAGGGAGCUCCAUUCUGGAAUCACCUGCUUCCUGCAGCCAAGAGCUCUUCAGAGUGCACCACAGUUGGGAGGAGGCUGAAGAGUGGGCUGCGCCUCAAAUCGCGACAUCUCCGAACCAGCCUCCGGAGGGGCACCAGGUCCCCUACAGCGCCCUGGGCCACCACCACUGUCAGCCAUGCUCUGCUGGGCAACUUUGAGGAGUCCAUCCUGAAGGGGUGCUUUGCACCAUCAGGGAGGAUCGAGGGUUUCACGGCAGAGAUCGGUGCCAGUGGCUCCUACUGUCCCCAGCAUGUCACCCUGCCUGUCGACGUCACCUACUUCGACAUCUCUGAACACAGCGCACCCUCGCCUUUCCUGGGAGUGAUUGACUUGGAGGCCUUGGGAAAGAAGGGGUACAGUGUCCCCAAAGCUGGAACCAUCCAAGUGACCUUAUUUAAUCCAAACAAGACUGUGGUGAAGAUGUUCUUGGUGACAUACGACUUCCAGGACAUGCCGGCCAACCACAUGACCUUCCUACGCCAUCGCAUCUUCCUGGUGCCCGUGGGGGAGGAGGAGGGGUCCACAGCGGCCCCCAGUGAACCACUGGGCACCAGCCCGCCCCGCAGGGUCCUCUGCUACCUGAUGCAUCUAAGGUUUCACAGCUCCAAGUCGGGGAAGAUCUACCUUCAUGAUGACAUUCGGCUGCUUUUCUCCCGCAAGUCGAUCGAGGUGGAUUCGGGGAUCCCCUACGAACUGAAAUCCUUCACAGAGAUGCCGCGGAACCCCUGCUACUCACCCCGGGCCUGACCUCCUUCACCCCAGACCCCAGGGCCACUGGGGAGCCUCCAGCCCAGCACUUUGGGGAGAGAUGAGUAAAGGGCCAGCACACACUGCUUUGAGAUAGCACCCACCCUCCUGACCAACAUGGACACCAAGCUCUGCAGCUGGGCUGGGAUCACCCAGGGGGCUUCACCAAGAGGGGCAGAGGCUGAGGAGCAGCCCUGGCACUGCAGGGACAUGCCCAAGCCUGCUGCUGGCACUGCUCCCAGCCUGUAGCCUUUGCUGUGGCUGAGGUGGGUGGGUGUAGAGUGAAGAGCUGGACUGGAGCUGUGAGUAAGACCACCCACAUGGGCCCCAGGUCAGGGAGCAGAAAGUGUGAAAGAGUUUGUAUUUAUUAGUAUUUAUUGUUGCUGGGAGCACAGAGGAGGCUAGCGUAGAGGAUCAGAGGUGCUGUGCUUGUUCUUCCCCCCAGCCCUGCCUGCACCAGGCUGCCUGUGUUCGAGCAGGGCUGUGGGGACUACGAGAAUGACUAGGGACAAGGAUGCCUCAGCCCAUGCAAGGGAGUGUGACCCAAUGUUCACACAGGGUGCAGGUCAGGGGUGUGUUAAAAGCCCUGUGACAGGCUGAGCCUCUCUGGCACCAGCUUUGCAGGGCCAGCCCAACUCCAAGCAGUUUGAGGAGGCUGCACUUAUCUUCAGUCUUUUAGGGCAAGCCAGACCCCAAGAGGCCUAUGGCUGUCAAGGAAGUGGCCACUGCCAGGUUCCUGAAGGUAAGAGACACAGCUGCCACGUGGAUGGGGACCUGGGGCUCUUUGCAGGAAUACGGGGAUAGCCCUCUGGGCGAGAGCCUCCAGAGCACGUGAGCUGUGGACCUGAGAAGAUUGCCAAAAUAAAAGGAACCUUGCACUGUC
Molecule: messenger RNA, 2180 nt
Organism: Cyanistes caeruleus (blue tit)
Lineage: Eukaryota; Metazoa; Chordata; Aves; Passeriformes; Paridae
Source: RefSeq, a predicted model, not a curated record